This is a messenger RNA of Myotis brandtii (Brandt's bat), 1068 nucleotides long. RefSeq names its product myeloid-derived growth factor (gene MYDGF). The record is from RefSeq and is a predicted model, not a curated record. Lineage: Eukaryota; Metazoa; Chordata; Mammalia; Chiroptera; Vespertilionidae. The transcript is spliced from 7 exons. The coding region runs from base 1 to 543 and encodes 180 amino acids.
AUGAGGGUGGGGCCCCAGGACAGGCCGAGGGCACAGCCUGCGAACCGGGACGUGGCCUCACAGACGCGCAAAGCGCUGGAGCCGGAUCCGCCCUCCCGGCCUCCGGAAGGUGAAAAGAAAUGUGUUUUUGCCCCCGAAUCUCUGGACAAGUAUACGUGUGUCUUCACCUAUGCUUCUCAAGGAGGGACCAACGAGGACAAGUAUACGUGUGUCUUCACCUACGCUUCUCAAGGAGGGACCAACGAGAAGUGGCAGAUGAGCCUGGGGACCAGCGAAGACCACCAGCACUUCACCUGCACCAUCUGGAGGCCCCAGGGCAAGUCCUACCUGUACUUCACACAGUUCAAGGCAGAGGUGCGGGGUGCGGAGAUCGAGUACGGCAUGGCCUACUCUAAAGCUGCGUUUGAAAGAGAGAGUGACGUUCCCCUGAAAAAUGAGGAAUUUGAAGUGACCAAAACAGCAGUGUCCCACAGGCCCGGGGCGUUCAAGGCUGAGCUGUCCAAGCUGGUGAUCGUGGCCAAGGCGUCACGCAGUGAGCUGUGACCAGCAGCCCCCUUGAGGGUGGCUUCCUCUCAUCUCUACUGAAAGGGCGGUGCCCUGUGAGAUCGGGCACAUGUUUGGCUUUCUAGGGGGCACUGUUGGUUUUCUGCCUGGCUGAUGUUGCCCUCCUCAGACAGGUUCCAGGGUGGCUGAGGCCCUGGGACAAAGUCCAGGGGGCCAGGAGGUUGAGCGGUGCUGUGCCCCCCUCCCAGUUCCCCAUCUCCCCAGCACCACCGCCACACACCCCUGCCCCCGCUCUUCUGAACACAGAGUGUGGGUCUGAGCCCGCUGCUGCUUGUCGUACCAGGAGAGGCAUUAGCACAGGUCGGGGGCCACAGCUUCCUAAAGCCAGCAUGUCUCCCUUGGGAUCAGGCCAGACUCCGGAUGCUCCGGGGAAGAGUAGUCCUGCUGCCCUCUGACCUCAGGUUGACUGUUUUCUUACAACUUCCCCAAGAGACCACCUUCCAGACUAACUGGGAAGAAGUGAAAUGUCCUUUUGUAUUUAAAUAAAUAAGAGUUUAAAAGGAA